Fusarium verticillioides 7600 is the source of this 3973-nucleotide messenger RNA. RefSeq lists its product as hypothetical. Gene Ontology annotation, biological process: mitotic spindle organization; regulation of mitotic cell cycle. Gene Ontology annotation, cellular component: mitotic spindle. Gene Ontology annotation, molecular function: protein binding. The transcript is spliced from 2 exons. Lineage: Eukaryota; Fungi; Ascomycota; Sordariomycetes; Hypocreales; Nectriaceae. The record is from RefSeq and is a predicted model, not a curated record. Bases 620 to 3679 code for a protein of 1019 amino acids.
AGGGUCCAUGUAAACAACCUAGCAGAACAACUGCUUAGGCGCCCACCGAGGACAUGGAGUUUGGACUUGGUCUUUGACAGGUAUGAUUAGACUAUUGACGGGAAGGAAAUGGCCUGGGGUUGGGUUGAAUGAAAGUCAUCAGCAUUCCAUCCCACAAGCUGGUGUAAACUUUCUUUUCUCUUUCUUUUCCUCCUCACCACCCGCUUUCGUUGGGAGCCCAGAUCCGAUGUUUUUUCAACCUUCAUUGUCGCUCACUAACCAAAAUUUGCCAGUCAUUCCUUAGAUAUUUCCAUUUCUUACUUUCUGAAUCUCGCUGCCAUUAGCCCCCGCAGGCCCGCAGCAGCUUCCUGACUUACACCGCCCGCCAUCCACUUUUGCAAACAUCAUCUUGCUUCUGCUGCUCUUUUGUUCGUGGGUGAUGGGAAUUGGCUGUUCAUUCUUUAAUUCAACUGUUGUUCUUUUAUCGUAAAGGAAAAUAUUUCAGUGUUCUCGUCGCUCUUUCAAGCCUCGGUGCUUGCCCUUCUCAUACUUCACCAUUGCACCAUCUAAAUCCACGCUAGACAAUCUUCUAAACGACAAACCCACCAAAAUACCAUCAUCAAGAGUCAAUGGAGGAAACAUGGCUGCGACACCUUCCAACGGUCGUUUAAAGCUCACUCCUUCCAACUCUCCCUUUCUAGCUCGCCCUUCUAGAUCCUCCAGGUCGCCUAUGCGCGGUCGCGCACACGAUGCCUCGAAGCUCUCCCUCCAGCGUGUCAUUGGCACAACAUGUUCCUCUCCAACAGGCUUCGAUACUCUCCCGUCUGUCUUUGCAUACAUAGCCGGAGGCGCUGUUGUGGUGGUGGAUGUCAAUGGCGAUAACCACACUCAACGUUUCUACCGAGCCCGACCGACCGCCGUCCCACUCUAUUCCGUAGCAACGUUUCAAAACACACCCACGACGCCGUCGGGAACACCAAAGGCGAACGACAGCCGGGGACGUGUAGGCCCGCGGUUCCCUAACUCACCCCACACUUCGUCCGACUGGAACGAGUCUCCUAGCAAUACUUGGACAAGUCGCGAGCGGAUCAAGGCUGCAACAUGCCUUGCGUUGAGCCGUGAUGGAAAAUAUUUAGCUGUUGGCGAGACUGGAUACUCCCCACGAGUUCUGGUUUUUAGCUUACACGAUGCUUCUUCUGACAACCCUCUUAUAUCGAUCAGCGAACAUGCUUUUGGGGUCAAUUGCGUUGCGUGGUCUGCAGACACCCAAUAUCUUGCGUCUCUAGGAGCCGCCAACGAUGGAUUUCUCUAUAUUUGGAAGGUCGACCCUCGAACAGGCGCGGCUAGACUUUACAAACAAAACCGAUGCACAUCAUAUGUGAAGGACAUGCUAUGGAUGGGCAACUCCCUCAUCACAUUUGGCGUCCGCCAUGUCAAGAUGUGGAAACCUGAUGAUGGCCCGACUAUUUCGCCUACAAAGCAGAAGUUCUUCAGUGAACAGCCGGCCUCUACUCCGCCCUCCCAAAGAACCCUACCAGGGCGUAACAUCCUGCUAGGACCUCUCUUGGAGGAUACUUUUACUUGCGCUGCUAUCGUCAAAAACUCCAGCCUCAUCAUUUGCUCGGAAACGGGUUGUGUAUGUAUUAUGGCGGAGGACGAUAGACAGAUGAAAUUGCAGAAGGUCCUUGGUUUGGACUUCUCCAUCUCGACUAUUGCUGUCAAAGACAAUAUUGCCUACGUUGGUGGUAGACAUGGCCAUUUGGCUGUGCUUGACAUUGAGGCUGUUUUGAACGCUCAACCACCGUCGGCAUGUAUCAAGGAGACUACAUUCUGUCCUACAGGACAAGUUGCCCUGGGUUUUCUGGCACACAAACUUGUCACCAUUGAUUCGCAACAGUCCAUUGACAUCUGGAGCUCAGACCAUGUGCCUGGCAAGAAUACCAAGGCAAUGGCCAGCAUUCCUAUCCCUGGUCAUGGACAGUCUGUUACAGGCAUACAGGCCUUGGAGCGGCCAAAUGAUCUGAACGCCUCGUUUUUGACGUGGACAGUUUCUGGGAAUGUUUCCUUCUGGACAUUGGAAGGCCAAGUCCAAGCCUCAAUUGAUGUACCGAUUGGAAUGACUGAACCAGAAAAUGAGCCGGACUCGGCUAAUCAACUUACCUGCGCCCGUGCAACGAAUGAUGGUAAACUACUUAUUUCUGCCGAUAGAAUGGGCGUGUUACGAAUGACGGACAUCGCCACAAAGGAACCUGUACUAGACAUCAAGGCACAUACAGCUGAUUGUCGAUCCGUCAGUGUCUAUGACAGGGAUGGCAAAUUUCUCAUGGCGUCCUGUGGACGGGACAGAACUGCGCAGCUCUUCCGCCGGACUGCAGGCGGCUCCGUCGAGCAUUUUCAGACAUUGGAAUUCGCUGCGAAGGUCGUGCAGGUUAUGAUCCCAUCCGAAGACAAGGUGCUAACCUGUUCAUUUGACCGAACAUUACAAAUUUACGAUAUCAUCACAAAAGAGGACGAUCCCGAUUCUGUUGCUGCUAUCCCUUCCAGAGUAAUUUCUCUCCGAGCCUCGCCCAGCUCAAUGGUCUUGGGCAUGGGCCAAAGAACUGUCUUUGUCUCUCUACUAGAUCGGUCUAUUUGCCAAUAUGAACUCAACACGGGGCGUAAGAUCUCUUGCUUCAAAUGUCAAGACGAGACAAAAGGCGAGUCGGCUGUUCUUGACUCGCUCUGUUUUGGACAAUGGCCCCCCAAAGACCAAGACUUCCUCCUCGGAACAUCCAACACAGACAAGUCCAUUCGACUAUACGAUGCCCAGACAGGGAGCUUCCUGGACCGGGAAUGGGGUCACACUGAAGCGAUCAACGGUGUUUGUCUUAUCGAAAAUGAUGAUGGAAGCCGCAAGGUUGUGAGUGUCGCUUCAGAUGGAACAAUGAUGAUAUGGGGUCUGGAUUUAAACGAUUCUCCGCCUCGUUCCGUGAGUAGAGAGCCGUCACCCGCCAAAGACUCUGUUUCAGGGCGGCCGCCACUUCGCAGGGUCUUGUCAAAGGCUGAGCUAGCUGAAUUCCAACGACCUUCGCCGACAUCUGGUCGGAGAUCCCCACCCCGAACCCUACAGCGGAGAACUUCGCGAUUCAACCUAGCUGCUAGCUUGAGAACACCUACUCAAGGACUCCCAACAAGCCCUAGUAGCACAUUGGCCGAAGAUACGCCAUCAAGACGGCCUUCUGCUGACCCGCGAAAUAGUCCCCCAGUGUCUCCAAAGGGAAAGGUUACCAGACGACCUUCCCUUCCCAAUAUAGGCACUAGUGCACGCAAAAAGACAUCCUCGUCAAACUUGCGAGGCUUUGGCUCGCUAAAUAUGGCGACAGAACAAACCUGCCGUCAACUUAGAUCAUACAGGAAGAAGCUUGCUUCCUCGGAGCCCAUUAGCCAAGAAAAUCUGACAGAGCUAGAUCAGGAGUUGCGACUGACUGCUGCAGCUCUUGGCGACCGGGCUAUUCGAAGCAGAGCCAUGAAUGAGACGGUCCUUAGUGGUCUUCUGGAUCAAUACUCAGAAAGACUAGUCACAUUGCUGGACGAAAAGCUGCGUCUCAGUUACCAGCCGAGAUCUCCAACUGAAAAGGAUGGAGACAGUGGAGACGGAGAUAGCCCAGAUGAGGAGGCCAGGCGCAGUGUUAAUGGAUCCUCAAGUUCGCUUUCUCCUUAGAGUUUUGUCCUUGCCUGUUUAUGAAGGGCCACUUUCUUCUAUUCUUAUUAACUUGGAUUAAGAGGGCAACGGCGUUAAAUGGUGGCGGAUUUCAUGGGAUGGACGGCGGGGGAAUAAAGCAAGCAUCAAGUGUAUCUCGAUGCCAAGUUCCAAUAUGAUACCAUGGGUCUGGAGUUUUACUGUUACUUUUGUCAGGGAUAAAAUAAUCCUUUAUCAUAGCCAAAACCGGGACUCCUUGCCAACGCAAUAGACGUGAUCAGGUACCCCAAGUAUUUCCUUUCGCAUUAACCGAUA